GGCGCGGGAGGAGACCUGCUGCGGAGUGGGUGCGCGAGAGUGGGUGCGGCCACUGUGGCGCAGCAGGCUAGGGUUGGGGGUCACCGCCUUGCACCCCCUGGGCCCGCUGCACAGACCCGGAAGCCCCGCGAGCGGGUGGCUUUGCUGUGACUUGGGCGCCGCGCCGCGCCCCCUUCCUCCCCAGAAGCGCACAAUCUUCUGUGGCCCGGGGACCCCGCGGGCGGCCACGCGGGACGCGUUUGCACCUAGCCCGAGGCGCGCGAUGCCAAUUGGCCUGGCCGCCCCCCUCGAGCGCCGCGCCGGGGACUCAGCCCGCGUCUGAGCGGCACCGGCUGCGCGCUAGCUGCGGGGAGCCCCACUGCAGGAUCCUGAAUCGGCCUCUCUUCCGACAGCUAACCGCUGCUGCCACCAGUGUCCCCUACCUGGACCUGUCCCUGUACCACCUCUCAGCAGGAGCCCAGCAUGAAGGAAGGCAUGUCUAACAACAGUACCGCCAGCAUCUCCCAGGCCAGGAAAGCCGUGGAGCAGCUGAAGAUGGAGGCCGGCAUGGACAGGGUGAAGGUCUCCCAAGCAGCCUCGGACCUCCUGGCCUACUGUGAAGCCCACGUGCGGGAGGACCCCCUCAUCAUCCCAGUGCCUGCCUCGGAAAACCCCUUCCGGGAGAAGAAGUUCUUCUGCACCAUUCUUUAACGCCCGUGGUGACGAAGAUGCAGCAGGCUCUUUCCUGCAGUAAAAGUCCCGUGUAGAGACGUGCACGCUCCCGUGUAGAGGCAUGCCACCCACACGCACCCCAUCUCCGUCCGACCAAUCAUCAUCUGGGCUCAGCUCGGUUUACCAUAUUUCCUUCAUGAUACCGUUUCUUCUUUUUUAUUUCAUUUUUGUUAUUUCCAUCCACAGAGAAGAAAACAGUCAUUUUUAUAGCCAAUAACAAAUGUGCCAUGUAAAAGUGUGGAUUUAAGGGUCUACAAUUUUUAAAUAUUCAUUCCCAACUGUAGAUAUAUCCAGCUAAUAAAUUUCAGUGUAACUCAUUGAAACCAAAACCAUGCCCAAGUGUCUCCCAUGCACUGUGAUUCAGUAUCAAACGAGAGCAUAUCGGCCAGCCACAGGUGAGGGUGAGGUCUCCUUCUCCUCUGGCAUCUCCGUCAGGGGCUGUGUGCCAGGCCCUGGCUAUGGCUAAUGUCUCCACCUGCUUCUCACCGAACAUUCCAGAGCUGAUGUUUCUGAAAAAUGCAUUUGUGGUAUAGACACCAAGGCAGCCUUGACUGUAGAUACCAGGACAGCCCCACUGGCCACCGCCUCAGUCCAAAUGCCACUCUUCCUGCUUGGUGUCUCUAGUAAGGCGAGGAGUGCGGUUCCGGGCCCUCUGGAGUCUCAGCAGAGUCCUCCCUGCCCUGAGAUAGUGGAUCAGAGUGAGUCAGAGUGAGUCGCGUUGCCGCGCACCGAUCUGAGACAUGACGGCUGCUGGCAUCGCUGCUCUAACCAUGAACCUUACAGGGUGGAUCUGGCUUAGAGACCGAGUAUCCGGGGGACAGAGAAACGACACUUGCUCAAGGCUGCAGACAGAGUGUCGGCAAACCACAACUUCCAUGUGUGGGUAGCUCAUCCCUAAAGCUCUUCCUGAACCCCGGAAGUGUGGCCGCCUGUUGCGGGUGUACAGCACCAUAAACAAUACCUAACUAGCUGCACGCCAGGAAGGAAGCAAACACAUUUGCCCACCAACUGGCUGUCCCCUCUCUCCCACCUUUGCUGGGAGAAGUCUCACCAACCUUGAUUCUGGUCAUGUGUGAUAGAUGACAUGUGGGUUCUCCAAGACCAGAUAGCAGUAAACCCUGGGGGUUCCCAGCACGAGGUUGUGGGCCCCACCUAGAGUACCCCCUUGCCCUCCUGAUAAAAGCAUGGCUGCUGAGGUCUAGCGAGGACGUUUGCUUUGUAGAUUUUUGGAAAUUGCUGCUCCUCUGGCUCUCGGAGAGGCUUGCUGUGCUGCUGGGCAAGCCGUCGUGUGCCAAGCUGUUCCAACCAGCAAACUGUGGACAAUGUUAAUCACCCCUCUUGCUCUUCUGCCAGGGCAGAAACUACGUAAGGCUCUGAUUAUCCUUGAAAACCAAGAUAUGCUAGAUGACAGCCUGUAAUGUUGGGACGAGUAUUUGACUUCAUAGAUACCAUGCUUCUGAUGAGGAGGAAUGUAAAAUGUCACUUUAUUAUAUUAUCAUGGGUGUGUGCCUUGCUACCCUCUCUUGCAGCUUUUGUGGAAAGCGUUCUAAGUUUUGCUACUGUACACGAGAUGAGAGGCUAAGAUUCCGUGAGGUUUGGUUGGGCUAUAACAAGAUCUCUGUGGCCCACGUUGGCAUUAUUAACCUGACAGAGUACGUCAUGAUCCGCAAAAGCCCAGGAAGUGGGACAGCACCGAGGGUGGGAAAAUAGAUCGGGAGAAGAGAGAGCUUUAGUCUCCGGCCAAACUGUCUCUGAUCUACUGUCCCCCGUUUCUUACGUCCUCCUGUGGACGGUGUGUCCGUACACAUGGGAUCCAUUGAGCCUUCUCACCCCCAACUUCUCUCUACUUAUCCCCAGACUUGUUAACUGCCAGAGUCUCUGAGAUCCAUCCAGUAAACUCAUUAUUCCAUGAAAUAGCCUCAUUUGGAUGCAAAUGUUGUGUGAGCUCAACUCCACUCCCGAGUAUAAACUCGACAAACUUGUACAUAGUGUCAGAAGGAAUGUGCUGGAAUGUCCAUGGAAGCCCUGGUCAUAGUCACCCCUAAGCAGAAGGCCCCUUAUGCCCGUGUUGAAGGGCUAAGCUGAUGAGGGUCAUUCCCAUGGUGGGCUCAGCUCCACCCACAGCUCACUGAGAGGCUUGCUGGCCUAGUGGAGAAACUGAGAGCAGGCAAGCCCAAGCCUACCGUUCCGUUUUCACACAGCACAGGCCGGCAGGUCAACCCAUGCUGAUUCAAGGAGGAGCAGUAGCUGCUCUCAAAGGGACAACAGAGGGGGCCACGAGAGGCUUCUGGAAUGUUCUGUCUCUGUAUCUAGCUGCCUGUCAUCUUGUCUAGUUUGUCUAGUUUGUGAAAGCUCUCCCGGCUGUCUACUUUCGGGUGCUUUUCUGUACGUGUGUGAUACUUCA
Molecule: messenger RNA, 3115 nt
Organism: Alexandromys fortis (reed vole)
Lineage: Eukaryota; Metazoa; Chordata; Mammalia; Rodentia; Cricetidae
Gene: Gng4
Product: G protein subunit gamma 4
Exons: 4
Coding region: 463-690 (75 amino acids)
Biological process (GO): G protein-coupled receptor signaling pathway
Cellular component (GO): heterotrimeric G-protein complex
Molecular function (GO): G-protein beta-subunit binding
Source: RefSeq, a predicted model, not a curated record